GUUUACGGUUUUGAGCGCCUCGCUAAAGAGCUCCGGAACUGCGAGAAGCACCUCUGCAACCUCUCCCAGCGAUUGCCCCCUGCUCUCCGUUAAUUGCAGCUGCUUUUCUCCGACUCUAGGCGAGUUUGAAAUAGCGUACAAGUUCCAUAUUCCCUCCCAGACGCAGGUUGAGAUAAAGAGUUGCAGUUUGGAACAAAGAAACAUAGUUGAUUGCCAAACUUGAGCAACAAAAUUCAACAAGUUACAGAUGGAACAGCCUGGGAGAUUAAAGGAUAAAAUAAGGCCUAACAACAAAGAUCUUUUGGAGUUGGAGCAAAAGAAAUCUUCCUCCUUAGAAUCUGCACUUCUUGUUUGCAAAAAGAAUUCACUGUCAAAAUUCAAUAAACCUCAUACCAGCAAGAAACUUAUGACAGCCCCAGUUCCGAAGAGUCAAAUGUUUGGAAAAGUGAAGGAUUUCUUAGGAAUUAUGGCAGAAGCUAAUAGAAGAUUGCAGUUUGAUGUACAGGAGAAAUCCUGUACAGACUAUGAUAUUGAAGUGCUUACGGGGAACGAAACUCAAUACAUAGAAAUGGAUUUGAUGCUUGGUGUUGCUAAUCUUCACACUCCAGAGGCAGUGGAAGCUGCUGAAUCUGCAAUGGCUGGUUCCCAACCGAUACAUAACUUAUCUCCUAGCAGUAGUGAAUCAGAUUCAGAUGAUAGCAGUGACAAGUCUACCGACGAUAACUACAAUGCUGAUGAGAACGCUGACAUAUCCUCCUUGAGCAAAUCUCAAAAACCAAAUUUGGAUGGGGGUGAAUCUUUAGGUGGUGAUCAGCCAAAAAAGCGGCCCAAGAUUAUUGAGCUGAAGUGAGGCAUUAUGGUUGGAAAUCCUGGAUUCUGCAGCUCAUGACAUUUGGGGCAGAAAUGAGAAACCAGAUACAAAACAACUAGCAGGGGUAAAAGGAAGCUAAUCUUUUCUUUUUUCAAGGUGUUUUGGUAAAUUUACAUAUGAAUGAAGUUGGUCAAGGUAAAUUUGGUAUUUAAAAAAUUAAUGUAUUACAUCAGCGUUUUCUAUUGAGAAAAAACCUAUUGGGGAAGGUA
Nelumbo nucifera (sacred lotus) is the source of this 1080-nucleotide messenger RNA. RefSeq lists its product as uncharacterized. Gene Ontology annotation, biological process: box C/D snoRNP assembly. Gene Ontology annotation, molecular function: box C/D methylation guide snoRNP complex binding. NCBI's taxonomy places the organism in Eukaryota, Viridiplantae, Streptophyta, Magnoliopsida, Proteales, Nelumbonaceae. The record is from RefSeq and is a predicted model, not a curated record.